Zea mays is the source of this 1726-nucleotide messenger RNA. RefSeq lists its product as uncharacterized. Lineage: Eukaryota; Viridiplantae; Streptophyta; Magnoliopsida; Poales; Poaceae. The coding region runs from base 182 to 1117 and encodes 311 amino acids. The record is from RefSeq and is marked predicted. The transcript has a single exon.
UCCCAAUUCACGACAACCCAAACAAACAACCCCCCUACACACACACACGGAGGCCCGGUCCGGGUGGCCGUUUCGAUUCGAUGCUUGUGGCCGCCCAUCAGCGAACGAGUCGCAGCCGGAUCCCGACUCACCCGAGGGCGCUCGGCCGCCUCUGAAGCCGGAAGGAGCGCGCGCGUCGGACAUGGGGGAGCUCGCGGCGGCUUCCUCGCCCCCGCCGCCCGCCGUGCUGCAGGUGGUCUUCGUCGACGGCGAGCAGAGCGUGGACCUGGGCACGGUCGCCGUGCAGCCGUCGCUGAGCGGUGUGAAGCGGCUGCAGGCCGUGGUGGCGGACCGCGUGGGCGUCGCGCCGUACCAGAUCUCGGCGUCCCUGGCGCGGCCCCGCCGCGCGCGCCGCGUGCCCCUCGACGACGCCACCGACCUCGCCGCCGCCGUCGCGCGGGAGGGCAGCGGGUGCUACGUCGUCGCUGGGCUCCGCCGCUCCCGCCGCGAGCGACGGGGCGGCCGGUCCCGUCGCGACAGGAAGGGAGCCAAGGACGCGGGCGCGCCAGCGGAGAAGACCAUCCUGAAGCGCCUCCCGCCAACGGAUCUGGCGUCCCUGGUCGGCACUCCCCCUCCGCCGCUUCCCUUCCCCCACGCCGUUGCCGCGGCCCCGCCGCUCGCGCUCGACGGGUGGGGCUACGACGACUACGAGGCCCGGCUGCGGGAGCUGCAGCUUCAGCGCGAUUGGUACAUGUUGAGCACCGUGGGAGUGGGAGCGGGUCCGGACCCAGCCUACCUCCAUCUGGCGGCUGGCGGGCACCCGGAGCACGAGGAUCCGGCGGCGCCGUGGUCCCCGGGGCGGCGCCCGUCUCCGUGCCCAGAGUGCGAGGCGGCGGCGGCGGCCAUGCGCCAGCCGGCGUUCCACUGGUGCGUGCACGACGCGGUGGUCUCCGCUGUGUUCCGCUCCCACGUGGGUCCCAUCGAGCGCCCUCCGAAGAAGACCCCCUCUCCGCCUCCGCUUCUGCCUCUGCCGCCGAGCCCUGGUCGCCUCCUCGGCAUGCCCGUCUACGAGUUCAUCGACCAGCACCUGCUCUUCCGUCGUCGUCGCCUGCCCCACUCUAGCAGCAACUGUACGUAGACAAAAACAAGCGGGACUGCUGGAGUGGAUGGGAUUGGGGAUGAAUUGUGGAUGGACGGAGGUUGCGUGUGGGAGUUGGUUUGCGCAGCGCGAGGAGGUAGAGGAUUUUCGUUUCGAUAGUAGCUAGUCACCGCAGCAGUCGUUUCUCCUCCUUGGUGUGCAAGGAAGCCAUGACGUGGUACCUGGACGGACACGCUUGCUCGCUCUUGUCUCGGUCCGGCACGCGGCAGGGCUUCUUCGCCUGGUUCACCGUGGCACUGUAGCAGUAGAAAACCAAAUUUCCCCCCUUCCUUUUUUUCCUUUUUCUUUCCUGUGGCCUGUGGGUUGUGGUGCACUGGUGCGUGCCUGAACAAUGUGGCAUGGGCGAGUCCAUGGCUUGAUUCGUUUCGGCCAUAUUUGUGGACUCCUCUUUUGUUUUUCCUUUUUUCUGAGAGAAGAGAGAGAGAUUUGUUUCUGUUAUAUCGAAGUGGUAUAUGCAGAAGGCUUCUAUUGUAGCCUUGUGAGUGUAACUGUUCGUCUCGUGUAGGGAUGGCAACGGGUACAUACCCGUCGGGUAUUACCAUUCCAUACCCGUACCCAUCAAAAAAAAUUCUACCCAUCGGGUUACCC